This is a messenger RNA of Penicillium coprophilum, 1131 nucleotides long. RefSeq names its product amidase signature domain-containing protein. The coding region runs from base 1 to 1131 and encodes 376 amino acids. Lineage: Eukaryota; Fungi; Ascomycota; Eurotiomycetes; Eurotiales; Aspergillaceae. The record is from RefSeq and is a predicted model, not a curated record. The transcript is spliced from 8 exons.
AUGGACAUUAGGCUGCACUUCCAAAAGACACCGAGAAAGCCCUUCAAUGGGAUGCGGAUUGCCAUUAAGGAUAUUUUUGAUGUCAAGGGAGUCAAGACAAGUGGCCAGUCUCGCUCAUACAAUCAAUUGUAUGGGCCAGCCACCAGUUCAGCCCCUCCCAUCCAACGUCUCCUAGACUUAGGUGCGAUUGUCGUCGGAAAGGUUAAGUGUACUCAAUUUGCCUCGAGUGAGCAACCAACAGCCGAUUGGAUUGAAACUCUGUGCCCGUGGCACCCACGUGGAGAUGGAUUUUUAAAUCCUCGAGGAAGUAGUACCGGUUCUGGAGUGGCAGUUGCUGGCUACUCUUGGCUGCUCGACACCGUAGGCUUCAUCACCCGCAAUGCCGAACUAUUCCAUGAUAUCAACACGCAGCUUUACCCAAUCCCUACUAAUAUCUCCACGAUACGGCUCAUGUAUCUUGAGGACUACCUUCCAUAUGAUAACCCCGAUGCCCAGGAAAUCAUGGACAGGUUCGUCACGCAUAUGAGUGAAUUUCUGGGCUUGUCGGUUGAGCGCAUCAACCUGGCCAGGCUAUGGGACGAUCAUGACCCAACCGGUAAAGGGAUCUCGUUGAAGGAUCACGUCACACCGAUAAUGAAUACACUUAUAUGGGCUGGAUAUGAUCGAAACUAUGCCAGAUUUCGCCAAGAGUAUCGGAAGACAUUCAAUGCCGAUGCAUAUGUCAACCCGGUCAUCAGAUUUGCCUGGGAGAGAGGCGCUACAAUCACAGAAGAGACCAUCAAGGAAGUUGAGGAUGCCCGGGCCAUUUACAAAAAAUGGAUGGAAGAUGUCGUAUUCCAGCAAAAGGAUGGUCCCUUUGGAGCGAUUGCGAUGUACCCAGUCGGUGAUCCCGAGCCAGUGUAUCGUGACAACUAUCGUUUGUCUCCAGAGAAGCUGACUGGAUACAACUGGCGGGACAAGGAGGAUCACCAAGCUUGUCUCGCUGAAUUGCCAGCAAUUGUCGUACCCGACACCGAUCACUGUCUCACAAAAUUGGUCCAAGACAUGCUGAAAUCCACAGGUCUACCACUUUCUGUACAAGCUGGCAAAACUCCCUUUGAAGUCGCAGAGAUUCCUUCCCAGAAGCUUUAA